AUGGGAAAGGGUCGUCGUAUGAAGAAGCAGGGCCCUCCAGCCCCAUUGGAUGAGUCCAAGAUCAGAGCGCUUAAGCAGCAAAAGGCAGGCAAUGCAGGUUCUAAAGCAGAAUCGGGCAAGAAGCGGAGAAGGGCUGAGGUGGAUGAGGAGGACACGGUGAAGGAUGUGCCCAAGAAGAAGGUCAACGGCGUUGCCAAUGGCAAGGAAACAAAGAGCUUGGGUGCCGCGAACCAGAAGAAGGGCGACAAGUCUAAGAGCAAGCCCGCAGAGAAGCCGAAAUUUAUGGAAUCGGACGAUGAAGAAAUGUCGGAUGACGAUGACGAAGAAAUGGUAGACGACGAAUUUGGUGAUCUGGAAGGUGUUAGCGAUGGUUCAAUGGACAGCCAAGAUGAAAACGCCUCGGAUUGGGAAGAUGAUGACUCGGUUAUGGACUCUGACGAGGAAGACCAUCCCCGGGAAGCGAUGUUCUCCGACGACGACGAUUCCGACGCAGAAGAGAAGCUGACAGCGGCAAACAUUGAGGGAUUGUCGCGGAAGCUGGACGAAGCUAAAGAGCUGGAGGAUGAAGAGGCAGAACAGGAAUUGCAGGAGGCGGCCAUGCAGACCAACAUUGCUGGUGACCGACCGGAUGUGUUCACAGAUGGUCAAGGACAGCCAGGCCUGGCCCCCGAUUUGCAACUGCUCCGAACCCGGAUCACAGACACCAUUCGUAUCUUGGGAGACCUGAAGACACUAGGACAGGCCGACAAGUCGCGUGCCGAUUACGUUGAGCUCUUGUUGAGCGAUAUCUGCACAUACUACGGAUACACACCGUUCCUUGCAGAGAAGCUGUUCAACCUUUUCACCCCUAUGGAAGCAUUCGCUUUCUUCGAGGCUAACGAAACCCCGCGUCCCGUUGUCAUCCGUACCAAUACCUUGCGCACCAACAGAAGAUCUCUCGCCCAGGCCCUUAUCAACCGUGGUGUUGUACUCGAGCCCGUCGGAAAAUGGUCUAAGGUUGGUCUUCAAGUUUUCGAGUCGGCUGUUCCCCUUGGUGCCACUCCGGAAUACCUGGCCGGUCACUACAUUCUCCAAGCCGCAUCUUCCUUCCUCCCCGUCAUGGCAUUGGCACCUCAGGCCGACGAGCGGGUUCUUGAUAUGGCAUCUGCUCCCGGUGGUAAAACUACCUACAUCUCUGCACUGAUGCGCAACACCGGUUGCGUGAUCGCAAACGAUGCCAGCAAGCCUCGUGCCAAGGGUCUUAUCGGUAACAUCCACCGUCUCGGCUGCAAGAACACAAUCGUGACCCAUCUCGACGCCCGUACAGCGUUCCCCAAGGCUCUUGGUGGAUUCGACAGAGUGUUGCUGGAUGCCCCCUGUACCGGUACUGGUGUCAUUUCCAAGGACCCUGGUGUGAAGACAUCCAAGAACGAGCGUGACUUCCUCGCCAUCCCGCACAUGCAGCGUCAACUUCUGCUGGCGGCCAUCGACUCGGUUGACCACACUUCCAAGACUGGUGGUUACGUUGUGUACUCGACCUGUAGUGUGACAGUGGAGGAAAACGAGGCUGUUGUGCAGUACAUUCUGCGCAAGCGCCCUAAUGUCAAGAUCGUCGACACUGGCCUUGGCGACUUCGGAAGCGAAGGUUUCACAAACUACAUGGGCAAGAAAUUCGACCCUAAGAUGACCAUGACCCGUCGCUACUUCCCCCACCGAGAGAACGUCGACGGUUUCUUCGUCUGCAAGCUGAAGAAGACUGGCCCCAGCCCAGCUGAUAAGGCGGCCACCGACGGUGCUGCCUCUGGCAACGUUUCCGCUAAGACCGCCAACUCUACCCCCUCAGCCGACACUGACGACGAGUCUAUCGACAAGACCCCCAUAGCUGACGAUGAAGGUGCCGUCCCUGGAGACGACGGCACAUUCGGGCCUUUCGAAGAUGACGAGGAGGACCGAGAACGUAUCGCAAAGGCAGAGCGCAACCGCCUCCGUCGCAAGGGUCUCAACCCCAAGGGAGUUCUGAACAAGCCUAAGAAGGUUAAGUCUUCGGAGACCACCACCACCACCACCCCGGAGCAGGACAAGCAAGUCGAGAAGAAGACAAAGCCUGAAGAAAAAGAAAAGAAGCCAACCAAGGACACUAAGUCCACCCUGGCACCUAAGGGCGAGAAGAAGACCACGACAACAAAGAAGACCCCCGAAGAGCCUAAGGGAGGUGAAGAACCCCCCAAGAAGAAGAAGAAGCAGGCCGAUAGCCCCGGGAAGAAGGCUAAGAAGGCCUCCAAGUGA
This is a messenger RNA of Aspergillus wentii DTO 134E9, 2265 nucleotides long. RefSeq names its product rRNA (cytosine-C5-)-methyltransferase NOP2. The coding region runs from base 1 to 2265 and encodes 754 amino acids. Gene Ontology annotation, cellular component: nucleolus. The transcript has a single exon. NCBI's taxonomy places the organism in Eukaryota, Fungi, Ascomycota, Eurotiomycetes, Eurotiales, Aspergillaceae. The record is from RefSeq and is a predicted model, not a curated record. Gene Ontology annotation, molecular function: RNA binding; rRNA (cytosine-C5-)-methyltransferase activity. Gene Ontology annotation, biological process: maturation of LSU-rRNA; rRNA base methylation.